Molecule: messenger RNA, 1959 nt
Organism: Zingiber officinale
Lineage: Eukaryota; Viridiplantae; Streptophyta; Magnoliopsida; Zingiberales; Zingiberaceae
Product: sucrose transport protein SUT2-like
Exons: 6
Coding region: 112-1665 (517 amino acids)
Biological process (GO): sucrose transport; transmembrane transport
Cellular component (GO): vacuole; plasma membrane
Molecular function (GO): sucrose:proton symporter activity
Source: RefSeq, a predicted model, not a curated record
UUUUCUAAGGGUGCACUCGCACUUGCUCUGAGUAGUGUAAAGUGUAAACAAGCCAAGUGACGAGAGGAAGGGGGCGCUUAAUAAAGAAGUGAGAGGGGAGUAGGGCUGACGAUGACCUUUCCCGGACGGCAAAGGGCGGAGACGGAGUCGGUGGCUGCGGCUUGCGGGGAUGCGUUACUGGCGCCGCCUCAGAAGGUCUCGCGGCGGGUGCUGCUCCGGGUGGCAUCGGUGGCGUGCGGCGUGCAGUUCGGAUGGGCGCUCCAGCUUUCGCUUCUCACCCCCUACGUGCAGGAAUUGGGGAUCCCCCACCAGUUCGCAAGUCUCGUGUGGCUCUGCGGCCCUCUCUCCGGCCUCCUGGUGCAGCCCUUCGUCGGCCACAUGAGCGAUCGUUGCGCUAGCUCGCUAGGCCGCCGCCGGCCCUUUAUAAUCGGCGGAGCCUUUUCCAUUGCUUUAUCUGUGCUCUUGAUCGGCUACUCCGCAGAUAUCGGCCGCAUUCUCGGCGAUACUGGCGGAGGGGAGACAAAGUACGGGGCGAUCGCCGUGUAUCUAGUUGGGUUUUGGCUGCUCGACGUGGGGAAUAACACUACACAGGGCCCGUGCAGGGCUCUUCUUGCAGAUCUCACAGGGAAAGAUCAUAGGCGAACUCGUGUAGCUAAUGCUUACUUUUCUCUCUUCAUGGCACUGGGCAACAUACUUGGCUUUGCUACUGGUUCUUUUAGUCAUUGGUAUAGCAUACUUCCCUUCAACGUCACUUCAGCAUGCAGCAUAAGUUGUGCCAACCUCAAAUCUGCUUUUCUUCUCGAUGUUGUUCUUCUUUUGAUCACUACUUGUAUUAGCGUGUCAUCAGCCAAGGAAAUUCCUCUUUCUUCUGCUAACAGAGUUACGACUUCUGUUGGAGAUUCAUUAGUGCAGUCAGAUAAUGGACAUGAGGCUUUUCUAUGGGAGUUAAUUGGCUCUUGCAGGUAUCUUACGCUGCCUAUUUGGAUGGUUCUCAUUGCAACUGCACUUACUUGGAUAGGUUGGUUUCCCUUCACCCUUUUUGAUACUGAUUGGAUGGGUCGGGAGAUUUACAAGGGAAACCCAGAUGAAGGGCAAAUGUAUCAAACUGGAGUGAGAAUGGGGGCUACUGGCCUCAUGUUAAAUUCUAUUGUUCUAGGUUUUACUUCAGUGGUUUUGGAAAAGCUCUGCAGGAAAUUUGGUGCUGGCUUAAUUUGGGGAAUUUCCAACAUUGUCAUGUUCUUUUGUUUUCUUGGAAUCCUUAUAUUAUCUUCUCUGGCAAAGAAUACUGAUUACCCACCAAAUGGACUUCCUCCGGGUGGUUUUGUUAUUGCUUCACUUGUUAUUUUUACAAUCCUCGGGGCACCUUUGGCUGUCACCUACACUAUUCCUUAUGCAAUGAUUUCUGCACGUAUAGAGCCUUUGGGGCUUGGCCAGGGGUUGUCGAUGGGCAUCUUGAAUCUGGCAAUUGUUGUACCUCAGAUGGUUGUGUCUGUGGGAAGUGGGCCUUUGGAUCAGUUAUUUGGAGGCAGCAAUUCACCAGCUUUUGCUGUAGGAGCAAUUGCAGCUUUUGCUAGUGGACUUGUGGCAAUUGUUGGUCUACCUCCUCGAUCCAUCACUACUCGUACCACAACUCUUCGAAGAGUUCAGAGGAAUGUGAACACAUGAUUGGCGUUUCUGUGAUGUAUUGUUCUUCAUUGUCUCAUUUAUAUAGAGAUGGCAAGGCACUUCGUGGAAGCCCUGUUGUAUCUGGAGAUUGUUACAUAUCAUUCAAGAACAUCGAAGUUGCUGUUGGUGAUUUGGUCAAUUUUGGUCAGAUGUGAUGACCUCCAGCCCCAGAUUGUUGUUAAUCUCCCUUAUGCAAUAAGAAGCAUUAUAUGCUAGUAAAUUUUCGUGCAAAUUGCUUGUAUCCAAUAAUUAUUUUCUGGUUCAAAUCAAAAAGGAAUUCCUUUUUAUUCUUUA